ACCUCGCUACAAGACUGAUUUCCCUCAACUACCUCCAUCCAACCUAGACACUUUGCCCCCUCACUACACAAUUCAAUCCAUCAAACAUGGGCAUCGAGUUAAGCACCGCCCGAUGGCUCGCGCCAGCCUCAUUCCUCUAUGACUUCGCAGCCCAGCAGUACGGCAUAUUUUCAUCGCCCAACAUGAAGGAUAUCCACGACGCAAAUCUAUCCUUCUUCUCUCCUAAUCCAUACUUCAUCGGCGCCUUUUUCUUCCCGCAGCAACUCUUCCAGUUGGCCUGGCUGUACAAGUUGUGGCGUCUCGACUCGUCCAAGCCGCAAGAACGCAAGCAGCUGGACCAGAUUGUCAAGUUCGUGCCAUACUACGCACUCGGCAACGUCUGCAUAGGCACUUGGAUGUUCUUCUGGAACUCGGGUCAGCUCAAGGCCGCCGAUAUUUUCGUCACCAUCAACACAGCCGCACAGCUCUUCUACGUCUUCACCCAGCUCGAGCCGAUGAACACCAGGGACUGGAGCAGCAUCUUGACCCACGUCGUGUCGAAAACGUUUGCUGGCAUUGGAGUCUUGGACUUGCUGCACAACACUUCGAUUGCCUUCUUCAAGGGCGAGUCGCCGAGCACCCUCGUCAAGGUCGCCACAGGCCUUGGAUUCGCGGGAUUGAGCGCCGGCAGUGAUUGGAUCUUCGGAGGAUGUCUGGUCUACGAUCUGAUUGGGUUGAGCGUGGGACAGGCAGCUUACACCAGUGAUCGGAGUUGGAGUCGUCUGCUGGGAAUGUAUGCGCUUGGCAGCGCUGUCAUUGUGGGCUUGAAGAACUGGGCCCGGCCUCCAUAUGUGUCGCAGAUUAGCGGUUAUGCAGCUGCGGAGCAGGAAGACGUAUGAGAGUUGCACAAGUCGGGUAUUUGGACUUAUCUAAUGGGCUCUGCCUGAACGAUAUGAGAGGUA
This is a messenger RNA of Neohortaea acidophila, 941 nucleotides long. RefSeq lists its product as uncharacterized. The record is from RefSeq and is a predicted model, not a curated record. Bases 87 to 878 code for a protein of 263 amino acids. The transcript is spliced from 2 exons. Lineage: Eukaryota; Fungi; Ascomycota; Dothideomycetes; Mycosphaerellales; Teratosphaeriaceae.